CUACUGGGUUCCUUCGAACCGAGGCGUCCUGGUUCCACGCCUGGGUUCCAAGGAACCCAGGGCUUGGGUCUCGAUGGAACCCAGGCUCUGGGUUUCUGAACCCAAGCGUCCUGGGUUCAGGACGCUUGGGUUCCAUCGAGACCCAGGCCCUGGGUUCGAUCGAACCCAGGCUCUGGGUUUCCCAGGCGUCUUGGGUUCGUUCGAAACCCAGGGUGCCUGGGUUCGUAAACAAACCCAGGGUGCCUGGGUUCGUUCGAAACCCAGAGCCUGGGUUCGAUCGAACCCAGGACGCUUGGGAAACCCAGGCUCUGGGUUCGUUCAGAACCCAGGCUGCCUGGGUUCGUUCGAAACCCAGAGCCUGGGUUCGUUCAGAACCCAGGCUACCUGGCUAAUCAUUACGGCCGGCCCUGAAGUUAUAUUGCGAUUUCAUCAAUUGGAAACACAAGCUCUGAUUUUAGUGCUCGUAGUUUCAAUGGAUACUGAAGCAGUGAUCGAGUUCUUAGGUAACGUUCCAUUGCUGCAGAGGCUACCGAGCUCGUCUUUGAGGAAAAUUUCCCAAAUCGUCGAAGUUAAGCACUAUGAGAAAGGGGAGUAUGUUGUUCGAGCGGGUGAAGUUGGGGAUGGAAUAUAUUUCAUAUGGGAAGGAGAGGCAGAGGUCUCUGGAUCAGUUCAUACUGAGGAAGCAAAUCGUCUUGAAUAUCAGUUGAAACAAUGUGAUUACUUUGGUAAUGGUAUUUCCACAUCUGUUCAUCCAGCGGAUAUCAUUGCUUUAACUAAGCUGAUCUGCUUGGUGCUACCUCACAAGUACUGUGCUUUGCUGGAGGCAAAAUCAAUCUGGAGUGCAGAUAAGACAAUUGACACCUGUGCAGCUGUGGAGCAUAUAUUGCAUUUGGAGCCAAUGGAACUGAAUAUAUUUCAAGGAAUCACUUUGCCAGAUGCUCCAAAAUUUGGAAAGGUCUUUGGAGGACACAAAUUAACUGAUUUUCCUUAUUCUCUUGUCAUGUAUUUCAGGCACUGGCUGCAGCAUCCAAAACUGUUGAUUGCCUUAAAAUUGUCCAUAGCUUGCAUUCUUAUUUUCUGCUUGUUGGGGAUUUUAAUUUGCCAAUUUUAUAUCAAGUUCAUCGUCUACGAGAUGGUAGAAGCUUUGCUACCCGAAGAGUAGAUGCAAUACAGAAAGGAAAUAUCAUAUUCACAUUACUAGCCUCCUUUCAGAAAGAAUUGGAAGGGUUUGACCACCAAGAAGCAACAAUGCCGUCUGUGCCAGCUCCAGAGAUGGUAAUUAACAGUUGCACCUGUUGAUAGUUUUAUAGUCAGUUCCAGUGGUUGGUGUUGAACUCUAAUCCAUUGCAGCUUCUAUCGAUGGAAGAGCUGCGGGAGAGACGUCUCACUGAUCCUCGUCUUCCCAGGUAAGAAUCAUGCUACCUCAUAUUUAUACUUAUUUGGGUUCAGGAAUCUUAACGCCUCAUAUGUUCUUCUUGUGGGCUAAUUUCCUUAAUUUAGUAAUUUGGUCUGUGAGCUAUAAUCUUCCUGAGCCUAAUGAUUGUUGUGUAUAAAGCUUUUACAUUUUGAUAAUCAAUAGCACACAAACAAGUUGAUGAUGUUCCAGAAGUUGGUUGUUUCAGGAGCUACCGUAACAAGGUGGCAACAAAAGAAUUUGUUCCUUGGCCAAUAGAGAUAAGGUUCUGUGAACCUAACAGUUCCACCAACCAGACUAAAUCCCCUCCAUGUUUGAGGUAUUGGUUUAGAGCAAAAGGAAAACUUUCAGAUGAUCAGGCUUUGCACAGAUGUGUAGUUGCAUAUGCUUCAGAUCUAAUAUUUAGUGGCGUUAGUUUGAAUCCCCAUCGAAAGAAGGGCUUUAGGUCAGCUUCUCUCAGUCUGGACCACUCGAUGUGGUUCCAUCGGCACCUUAGGGCUGAUGACUGGUUGUUAUUUGUAACUGUUAGUCCUUCAGCCUGCCAUACCCGUGGCUUUGUCUCAGGACAAAUGUUUAACCGAAAGGGAGAGGUUGUUGUAUCUUUGACACAAGAAGCCCUUCUUAGGUCAGCUGCCCCAGACCCUUCUGCGGUAUCAAAGUUGUGAUCAGCUGAGGGCUGAGGGCUGAAGGUAGGAGUUCGCCUCAGGAGCAUAGAUUUUACUUAAGUUGGGACUUUUUGAUCGGCAUUUUAUGUGUUUGGUAAUUGUACUCAAAACAAAAUGAUAAGGUUAUAUAUUUUGUGCUCAAAAAGCUUAAUGUUGCACGAGAUCUGAUGCAUUAAAAAUGCUGUUUCAAC
Messenger RNA from Rubroshorea leprosula, 2270 nucleotides. NCBI's taxonomy places the organism in Eukaryota, Viridiplantae, Streptophyta, Magnoliopsida, Malvales, Dipterocarpaceae. The record is from the annotation of a GenBank genome assembly.